Molecule: messenger RNA, 1002 nt
Organism: Selaginella moellendorffii
Lineage: Eukaryota; Viridiplantae; Streptophyta; Lycopodiopsida; Selaginellales; Selaginellaceae
Exons: 3
Coding region: 320-742 (140 amino acids)
Source: RefSeq, a predicted model, not a curated record
CAUGACACAUUCGAGGCUCUUUUUUUUUGGAAAAGGUGAAGCUACAGCCUAUGUAAGUUCAAUAGGGCGCUGUUGACGAGCUCCUCGAGGCUGCUGGAAUGCUUGGGACGCCUCCAUUUCACCGUCUUCUCUAAAACGUCGCAAGAACCUGGCGUCCUUUGCCACCAAGCUGUUCAGAAGCUCUACGCUAUAUCGCCGGAUACGAUUCAAGCUCCUAGAAGGUGCUGUGUGGGAUAGAAGCUCUGUGAAUUUUUCGCAAAGCCGUGAUUGUUGCGAUAGCACGCCUUGUUCAAAGUUCCGUCUGUCGAGCCAGGGGAUUAUGGCUGCUGCCAAACCGAUGGCUGCCUGCUGUUCCUUGUCCGUGGAUUCCAGCACCAUCUGGAUGAUGCGAGAUAUGGCUGCUCCAAGCUCCAACUUUUCUUCGUCGUUAAGGUCACCGCACAAGCUUUGCAAAAUUGUGGCUGCAUGGACUCCAACUGGCUUGCUUUUGUGCAUGAGGAGCCUCGAGCAAUUGUUGGGACACUGGAAAACGAGCACAAUUAUGGCUUCCCCGGCUCUCAUGGCGAUGGUCAACUGGUCGCUGUUCGGUGCGGUUUCUCUCGUAAAUAUGGCCAUCAAGCUUUGGAUAACUCCUCCAGUCGCACCAAUGCAAUCUCUAAGCUCGUCCUCGGUUGCUAGCAGCUUGAUCACGUCGACUGCCAGGUCUUGUAGCUCCAAAUCUUCGAGAUUGCAUAUCCUUUGAAGACUUCUUACUGCUGGCACUACCGACACCAUCUUCUUUCGCAGAGACCGUCCAGAAUCUCCUCGCACGCUAGCCAAUGUCUUCAAAAGAUCGAGUGAUUGACGGAAUACUUCUUUCGACGUUUCUUCGUCUUGGAUAAAUUCAACCAGGAUGGAGAUAAGUCCGCUGGUGUUACCGAUUCGCACGCAUAUCCUGUGGUCCACGGCUAGCCCGUUGAGGAUAGUGAGUCUGUAGCUCUUUUCUUCUAGCACUUCCUCCUC